AUGCUUCCCGCACGGGCAAUUCGACCAGCUCUUCGAGUGAUCCCGAGUCUGCGAAAUGCAUCACUGAGACCUCAACCGCUACCAAAGAGAUGGUACUCCGACAAGAAACCCGCCGCGCCCGCGGAUAGCCCCGACGAGUACGACCAUCGCAAGCUGGGCGUCCAGCAGGAGCUGUUCACCACGUCCGUCUACAGCCCCGGGUCCCCAAUCUUCCUCCCCAACGGCACGCGAGUCUUCAAUCGCCUGGUGGACUUUUUGCGACGGCAGUACACCCACUACGGCUUCGACGAGGUCAUCACACCGAACAUCUACAAAAAGUCCCUCUGGGAGGUGUCAGGCCACCUGCAAAACUAUGCCGACGACAUGUAUACCGUCACCAGCCGUGCGCGCGCCGCCGAGGCUGCGGCAACGAGCUGCUGUGGUGAUAGAGAGACCCCCCAAGAGGGCAAAGGUGCUGAGAGUCGACUGGCGGAGGGCGAGGACCAAGACUAUGGCCUCAAGCCUAUGAACUGCCCUGGGCAUUGCCUCAUCUUCGCCUCGAAGAACCGCAGCUACCGCGAUCUUCCCAUUCGUUACGCCGACUUCAGUCCUUUGCACCGGAACGAGGUCUCGGGCGCCCUCAGUGGCCUGACGCGCGUGCGACGUUUCCACCAGGACGAUGGCCACAUCUUCUGCCGACCGAUCCAAAUCAGGGAAGAGGUCUUCAAGACGCUCGACUUCAUGAAGACUGUAUACGGGGCCCUGGGCUUGGAUUACUUUGAUUUUGCGCUGUCUACCAGGCCGGCGGAUCAUUACAUCGGCACCGAUGCGGAAUGGGAGCGCGCAGAGGCGCAGCUGCGCGAUGCUCUUGAGCAGGCUGGGCUGAAGUACACGAUCAAGGAGGGAGACGGCGCAUUCUACGGUCCAAAGAUCGACGUCAUGUUGCGUGACUCUGACGGGAAGUCUCACCAGGCUGGCACCAUUCAGCUCGACUUCCAACUCCCUCAAAGAUUCGAGCUUGAGUAUAGCGCACCCGCGCCAAAACAAGAGACUCAGGGCGUGCCAUUGGAGGAAGUUGACGCGGCAGAGCUGGAGCAGAACGGCGUGGUGACGCCCGUACUGAUUCACCGCGCCAUCUUGGGAUCCGUUGAGCGUCUGAUGGCGCUUUUGAUCGAGGAGUACAAGGGCAAGUGGCCUUUCUGGUUGAACCCACGCCAGGUUGCAAUCUUGUGCCUCAACGACACGAAGCCUGUCUUGCAAUGGGCUUCGGAAGUCAAGAACGUCCUGACGGGCCAUAGUCAUGAUAGGGCAAGGCAGCCGCAGCCGACCGGCUUCGCAGUUGAAAUUGAUGCCAGCAAGCGGCCGCUGUCGAAGAAGGUUGCAGAGGCGCAGAGCAAGCAAUACAGUCUCUGCGUUGUGGUGGGCCCCAAGGACGUCGAGAGCGGAACAGUUGCCGUGAGCGACCGGGGGGCCGGCUACAAGGGAAAGGCCAACAUGACUCCCGGUGAUCUGCUUGAAAAGAUGAAAGAAAUGGCGGCGACAUACCAAUAG
Molecule: messenger RNA, 1530 nt
Organism: Colletotrichum chrysophilum
Lineage: Eukaryota; Fungi; Ascomycota; Sordariomycetes; Glomerellales; Glomerellaceae
Exons: 1
Coding region: 1-1530 (509 amino acids)
Biological process (GO): threonyl-tRNA aminoacylation
Cellular component (GO): cytoplasm
Molecular function (GO): threonine-tRNA ligase activity; ATP binding
Source: RefSeq, a predicted model, not a curated record